ACAGUCGGCCGGACCGCAGCGGUCGGUAUUCCGUUUGUGCGCCAGCGCGGUUGCCCCGUCGUUCCUCUAGUGUUGUUUUUUUUUUUUUAAAUCGUACAAAAAAUCCCCCAAAAAAUAUUUUAAAAAAUGUUCGACCGCCCGAAAACGGCGUACGCGUCCGUCGGCCGGUGAAUAUUAUAGUUUUUUACAGGGAAAAAAAAAAAGGAUACAAACGUCUUCGAAACAAUAGCCAUCAUGUAUUCGGCCAGGAACAGGAACGCCGUUUUCGCAGAAGACACGUUUCAAAUACACGACUGGCUGCGGUCAGACCCGAGGGUCUGCGGUGGCGGAGGAGGAGCAGGACCAGCUGAUUUCGAUCAUCACCUGUACCACCGGGUCCGACCCGUAUCGCCGGUCAAGAGAUACCAUCAGAGGAUUUUCGGCAUCAACGUGACCGGCAGUGGCGCCGGCGUCGGAGGAGGAGGCGGUGGUCCCGACCGUCGACGACAGCUCAAGUCCAUGGAGUCCCUAUUGGGUCUCAGCGACGAGAACCUCGACAACCAGGGCUCCGAAGUCGUUACCAGAGCUUCGCCGGACGUGCAAGACUCGUUGGACCGAGCUCUGAUGGACUUCGAAGAGACGUUGGCGCUGGCGUUCCAGUCCAACACGAUCGUGCCGCCUCCCAAGGGGUUUUCCAACCAUAACCUAGCCGAAGGUCUCGACGAAUGCAGCACCGGCAACAGGCUGGACAGCAGCAUCGAGAGCAGCUACACGACCGGCAGCAGUAGCGGCUACUCCACCAAGCCGGACCAACCCACUUCCACGGUGGCUUCCACACCGAGGUCCUUCAACACAUACAACGAACUCCAGCUCGUCAGAGAACAGAUGAUGGAAAGCCUGGAGAUCAUCAGAGACCUGGAAGAACAAGUCAAACUGGUACCCAUGUUAAAGGCACAGGUGGCCACGUUGAGUACGGACAAACAGCGACUGUCGGACGAAUUGGACAGACACAAAUGGUAUGCAGAUGAAGAAAAGAGAAAAAACAAAUCGGCCGAACGUGAGUCGACGGAAUGCCAGACGGACAAGCGGCGUGCCACCAAAGACGUCGCCGUUAGCUGCGUGCCGAUAUGCCGGGACGUGGGUGUAACUACUCCCCGACCAACGGCUGUGGACACCCAUAGCUCGUCCACCAUGACCGAUCCGGUAGAAACGACGCCGUCCAUCGAGCCGCUGUCACCGCCGCCGGCGGCCACUGCCAUCACGGCGUCCGCUUAUGUGCAGACGGUGGAAGUCAAAAAGCCGACCACGGUGGACGCGAGCACGCAGUCGGCCAGGACGGCCGCCAGGACUGUGAGCGUCGGCGUGACGGCCAAACCGAGGACGUACGACGCCGGCGUGAGCGUCAGGCCGGUGGUCAAGCACUUUGGGUGCACGGCCGCCAUCAAAACCGCGGUGGACGACUGCGGCGGCGCUCUUCAGGUGGACGACGCCAAACCGCCACACCCGACGGCCGUCGUCGUCAGGCCCGUGGCCCGUACCACCCAAACGGACGCCAGUCCUCCGAAAGUGUACACCGUGGGCCGUACAACCCAGACGGAUUCGCGACCCACAAGGGUGCCCUGUUCGCGGACCACGCAGACUGACCCAGGCCCCCAGCGGUCGCCCGUCACCAGCACAACGCAGACGGACCCGGGCCCCCAACGGGUGCCCAUCGGCCGAGCAACCCAGACGGACCCGGCGGUUCGCAGGGUGACCAAAAUGGCGACCACUCAGACGGACCAACCUAACGCACAGCGCGUGGCGCCCUCUAUCGGCAGAAGGAGCAACUCUUUCCAUCAUUACACGCCCGUCAGGAACACUUCGGACCAUCCUAUGGCCAGGAGCGAAGGCACCGUGACCAUAUCGGCCUCGAAGAUACCCAGGCUUAAGUCCACUUCAGCGGCGACCACGCCCGAACCUAACCGAAAGGUUUACAGCAGACAGGACACGUAUACCAAGUCCGCUCCCGAAGUAGUCCAACAACCGGACACAGUCACCGUAGUCAGGCCUAUCAUGGAACCUAUACCAUCGUCGCCGCCUGAUGUUCAAAACGAAAGUAGCCCAGAAUCGGACAUGGCCUUCAAACCCAUACGGGACGACUUGUGCAAGGACGGUCCGAGCAAAGAGAUGAGAGCCGCGUUGAAAGUGCUGAACGAUUCGUUGAAAAAGACUUCGGCCACUCUUUUGCCUAGGGCCCAGCUUAAGCACGCCAUUGACAUCGUACGGGAAGAAUGGUUCAAGGCUUCGAGUAUGAACAUCUGCGGCGGUCAAGUGGUCAAGAAUUAUGUUGAUUCUUUCAAAUCGUAUUCGCCUGUACUGUUGGAGUUCAUCAUAAACAUGACAGACGCCGCGGGCAAUACAGUGUUGCAUUACGCUAUUUCCCAUGGGAAUUUUGAAGUGGUCUCUGCCGUUUUGGACACAGGCAUGUGCAACGUUAACCUGACUAACGAUGCAGGAUACUCUAGCAUCAUGCUCGUCUCGUUGGCAGAAGUCAAGAACAGCGACGAGAUGAAAAUUAUCAGAAAACUAUUCAAGAGCGGCGACGUCAAUUUACAAGCGAAGAAACACGGACAGACCACGCUGAUGUUGGCCGUGUCUCACGGCAAAACCGAAGUGGUCAAGUUGCUGUUGGAAUGCGGCGCCGACAUCAACGUCCAAGACGAAGACGGUAGCACGGCCCUUAUGUGCGCCGCCGAGCACGGUCUCCAGGAAGUGGUCAACAUCCUUUUGGCUUGUCCCGAAUGCGACGUUUCCAUCGCAGACAACGACGGUAGCACGGCUCUGAGCAUCGCCAUGGAAGCCGGUCACAGGGAGAUCGGCAUUGGUCUAUACGCCAAGCAGCACUUAGUGUCCAGGGAAAACUCGCCGUUCCACCUGUCCAAGUCGAAAAGGUCUAGAAGUGCCAACACCGUCAUGAUGACAACGUCGCCGUCGUCGUCGUCGCCGUCGUCUUACCUGUCGCUGAAGAAGUCACCCGGCCUGCAACCCCGGCAAUACGCCACCCUGACGAACCUGGUGAAAACCAGAAGUCCUUAACGGGGGGGGGGAGUCCUUCCGGUCACUUCCGGACGUACAAUAUUAUUAUGCCCUUUAGACGAAUAAACAUUUUCGUUGAAAAGGUCUAAUCCUUGUGACAUCAGAGGUUGUUGGAAAUAGGUUUUUUAUAAAACUUUUUUAAUUUAAUACACCUUACCUAUUUUUUUUUUUUUUGUGCAUGUACAUUGAUUUUACACGGCCGAACCGUGCUGUACACAAAAACGGCGACCGGUUUUAUGCGGGAUUCCCGCCGUCAACGGGGGUACCCUCGCCAUAGUCAAUGGACGGGCGGAUGGUAAACAACGGCAGGGUACCCCCGUUGGCGGCGGGAAUCCCGCAUAAAAUCGGUUGCCGUUUUCGUGUACAGCGCGGUUCGUCCGUGUAUUUUUAAAACUAAGAUGAAUAUAACAAUGUUAUAAUUUAUUUCUAUCUCAAUGACACAUAGAAAACAAACAAACUUUAUGUCAAAACUCUUGUUAGACAUUGCGUUAUAAUAUCAUUGUAUUGUAUGUAUAAUUUUAAUCCCUUGUUUUGUUUUUCUAUUGUUUGACCGUUUAACUGAGUUAUAAAUGUACCCUUAGUUUGGAUUUAACUGUACAUGUUCCAUAAUAUUAUGAUAUUAUUUUAUGCUACUGUAACUACUAUUACUUGAAAAUGCAUUGACUAAAAAAGCUAAUUCGUGAAGUCGUAGACAAUAAAAAAUGUGAGUUGUUCUUUUUUGUGCUUAUAUAUUGUAUUGGCUAACUUAUGAACUGUGGAAAAACUUGGUCUAAUAUUUAACAGCAAAAAGUUACAGCCAAACCUUAAACCACAUGACUAAAUGAAGUUUGGUUUAUUAUUUCUUUUUGGUAAGGCUCCAGCUGCUACAUUAGUUAUUAUCCUAAAUCAUUGCUUAUUAACUACUUUCAAAAUGUUUUGAGUUAAUAAUAACUAGCAAGUUUCAAAACCAAGUUUAGCUUCACUGAUUCGCAGAAUAUUUCCAUUGUUAUUUAAAUUUCAUUUGAUUUACUGUUUAAAAAUUGAACAUGAAAAUACAUAACUAAUAUUAAUAAUAUCAUAUAGAUUUACAUUAAACAAAUUUAUAAACUCUAAAUUUAUUUUACAGAGCGUAGCAUUUAUUAAAUGGAUUAAGUUUACACAAAUAAAAAACAGAAAAAAUGUAUUCCAGUAUUCACUGAAAAUUAUUUUUUUUCUACAUACAU
Adelges cooleyi (spruce gall adelgid) is the source of this 4256-nucleotide messenger RNA. It is a transcript of the gene Kank, whose product is annotated as KN motif and ankyrin repeat domain-containing protein 2. The transcript is spliced from 13 exons. Gene Ontology annotation, molecular function: protein binding. Lineage: Eukaryota; Metazoa; Arthropoda; Insecta; Hemiptera; Adelgidae. Gene Ontology annotation, cellular component: cytoskeleton; cytoplasm. Gene Ontology annotation, biological process: negative regulation of actin filament polymerization. The coding region runs from base 235 to 3054 and encodes 939 amino acids. The record is from RefSeq and is a predicted model, not a curated record.